UCGUGUGCGUCGCACCCCGUCGACUCCAGCAACCCCCUUUUCGCGUGACUCUGUCACGUUCCUUCCUGACUCGCAAACAGUCACAUUCGACGCGAACACGCUACGAUUCUGAUCUCGUUCUUAUGCAAAUGUCCUUCGACAAUUGAACCACGACAUCAUGGACGCUUCAUCGUCGGUUCCCUCCAUCAUGUUAAGAAAAACACGAAUGGAGAGCGUGUUGCGCGAAUCAACGACCCUGAUAUCUCGACUGUGCCACGACUAAUUGUCAUACGUCAGCUUGGACAGGCAAACGUUAGAUCACUGGUGUAGAUUCCGUGCAAUCGAACCAGAGCGUUGGAUAGCUUUCACCAGGUGUAAGGUAACUUUAAUUUUGGGAGAUAGGAUCCUCAAGUGUCAUUGAUAAAUAUUCUGUGAUGGUUAGAAUUGGGUGAUCGAACAGAAGUGUGCGUUGCGACUAUUGUGUACCAGUUUGGGAUACAGUGAUCUUUGAUUCGAAGUGAUUUAGCUCGAAUAUCAUCCGAGUAUCACGGUUAAGUAUUGUGUAUCUAUUGGAAUACGGCGACCUUUGAUCUGAGGUGACGGGACCUAAUUGCCAGGACUAACUAUCGGGUAUCAGUUGGAAUACAGUGAUCCUUGAUUUGGGGCAACUGAACCCAAGUGUCGGGGCUAACUAUUGUCUACCACUUGUACCGCGGCGAUCAUUGAUUCCGUAUAACGGAGUCUAAGUGUCAUUUAAUCUACAUCAUUUGAAAUACAGUGAUUUUUUAUUUUGGGUGGACCUAAGUGUCAGGGUUAACUAUCGUGUACCAGUUGGAAUACAGUGAUUUUAGAUUUCGGGAAACUGCAGCCGAGUGUCACGAUCACCUAUUGUGUCAUAGCUGGAAGCCUCCUCGUCCCUGGAAUAGAGCGGUUCUAUUCCUAGCAUUCGAACCGAAGUGUUCAGUGUGAGUUUCGUCCAUUUCUGUGGACGACUAAGUAACCAACAUAAAGGUGAUCGAAAGAGUGCUAAUAUUCCGCAACCCCAGUGCUUCGAACGAUCCCGAGUUUCUAAGACCUUCGAACCACCUUCGGAGUGGAUCAGAGGUUCACUGCACUCUUGAGAUUCUGGCCAAUGCUCGAGGUCGAGUUUUCGUGAAAGUGCGUCGGCUAUGAAUUGGUGCAAAGUGCAGGCUGCCGCGAAUUUAGUGGAGACGUCCGGCUGGAAAAGAGUGCUUUUAUCGGGCGUCGAAGCAUGAGGGACGUGGCAUCCUCAACGUAAUGAUGCAGAGAGCGGUGCUACUGCUCUGUUGGCUGCCGCUCCUCAACCACUGCCACGCCGUACAUCCAGGUUGCUCCUGCGUUGUCUACAGCAGCUCGGACAAACCUCAAGGUGGCACAUUUACAUCCCCUUAUUAUCCCAAGCGAUAUCCGCCGAAUAUCGAUUGCCUGCUUUACACGUUCAUCGGUCAACCUGACGAAAUCGUCGAGCUAACGUUUCAUCACUUCAAUAUCCGUCAUGUCCGACCCAAUUGCGUGGGAGGCGACUUUCUAAAAGUGUUUCUACAUUUGGAGACCACCGGUGUUUCCGAGUACACCCCUUGGUCUGGGGUGCUUUGCGGAGAACUGCACGACAUUCCACAGAUCCUGUACAGUUCGAGGUCUACGCUUAUUUUGGAGCUCCACACUCAGUCACCUCCGUCGAAUUCGACUGGCUUUUUUGGGAAUUUUCGCUUCAUCGACAGACGGCUGUUCGAGACGGACGGUGUGCUGAUUCCUGGCACGAUGUGCGACCUCGAGUUUGUCAGUUCACAGUCAACACCGCAGUACGGACGAUUCUACUCGCCACGGUACCCGUCCUCCUACCCAAAGAACAUCCGGUGCUCGUACCUCUUCCGGGCAAGAUUAAAGGAGAGGAUUCGCUUAGUCUUCGAGGAGAUCUCUCUACAGAAAGGAGACUUAAGUUGCCUAAAUAGGGCGGACUUGAUCAGAGUGCACGACGGAACGGAUUCAGGGGCGCCCACAAUAGCUGUACUCUGCAACCAAGGAGCGGAAGUGGAGGUACUCAGCACAGGGCCAGACCUCUACGUCGAGUUCGUUGCUAAUUCCGAGUGGCCUGGCCAAGGGUUCAAGGCGAUGUUCCAGUUCCAGCCGUUGGACGACGCACCGCAUCCUGAGCUGGACAAGGUCAUCCCAGGGGCCGUUACCGGUAACCCCAAGUACUCGGUCAUUGGACCAGCUGUCAGCGCUACGACGUCACUGUGCGACAUGGUUUUCAAUAGUGACUCGACGAAAACAGGAGUGGUCACGUCGCCAGGAUAUCCGAAUCCUUAUCCAUCUAGGACGCACUGUACAUACGACUUCCAGGGACGAGGCAACGAACGGGUCCAAGUGAUAUUUCAGGAUUUGAAUUUGUAUCAUGCAUCGAACGGGGCGAACGAAUGCAAAGGCGUGGACUCAUUAAUGGCAUACGUGUAUAUAGACGGCAAAAAGGAGAAAAUUGACUCGUUUUGCGGCGAAAUGCCAUUACGACCUAUCAUGAGCAGUGGGCUGCGACUUUCGUUGGAAUUUCACGGUGUCACGUCGUCGCGUCACUCUCGAGGUUUCAAAGCGGUGUAUUCCUUCACAGAAAACUACGGCAUAACUACGGGGAGGCAGGAGACGCAAUAUCCCUGUGCCUUUGUUUACAACAGCAACGACACACGGAACGGAACGUUCACGUCGCCAAACUACCCUGGAUUGUAUCCCCGGAACACGGAAUGCUACUACUUCUUCAACGGCCAGCUCACCGAACGAGUCCAUCUCCAUUUUCACUUCUUCGACAUCGAGGGAGUACCGCCAUGCGAUCCCGUGUCCGCCAGCGACUUCGUCGAGUUUUCGAAUUACAUGUCCACGGACCGGAAGUACCCGAGGAAUUGUGGUCAGCUGAAGGAAUUCGAUGUCGCCAGUGACAGAAAGUUCUUUCGCGUGACUUUUAAGAGCAACGACAGAUACGACGGGACGGGAUUUAACGCCAGCUACGUGUUUGUGGACGAGGAAGGAAAUUACACAACAAAGCCACCGACGAGUAAUGCGUCAACGUUAAAAGGUGGAACGCUGCUGGUGCUGCUACUGCUCAUAAGUCGCCUACUCUUUGGACGAGUUUCGCUUUAAUCACGAUCGGUAACUACUUGGACGAGUCUUGGCUCAAUUUACAACGAACUAUAACUUCGAGGACAGGAGCCAUCCAAAAUCCUCCAUUAGUCGGCGCACAGAUGAGAGUGGCUACAUUGUUUGCGCCAUUGAUAUUGCCAAAGGAAUAGGAAAGCCGAUCUCCCUGGAGACACACGGGACAUCGUAAUUCACUUAUUAGAUCUAUCACCACGCUGAACCUGAUGACGAUCAUUCUCCAUCAUUCUACGACCACCACGGAGAAAACGUACUCACUGGCAAUAAAGUAUUCGAACUUACCAAGGGGAAACUCUCGACGAGAAAUAUUCGAAAGCUUACGAAGAAAGCCACAAGACUCCUGGACGAGAAUCUAUUCCUUUCGUUAUUCAAACUUGCUUCGAGGAUACGAAAUUCUCCUCUGAAAUUUGGAUUUAGUCUGAUAAUAUUGCGACAAUGUUAUAAAUGUUGCGAUUUUGUUAUAAAUAUUUAGUGGUUGCUUCCUUGGUACGAUGUUUAGAAAGAGAUUAAAAUUUACAUCUAUCGAGGCGAUUCUCUAAUUUGAAAAUGACAUCCUCGAUGAAAUUAGAAAUUCUCUUCCUAAUUGAAUGAAACAAUCUCGCUCACGCUCGCAACAUUUUUGUUUUCGGCUCGAGGGAUUCCCCGUUAGGCGUACUUAAUUUAAUGAACACGUACGAAGAGAGGAUAUUAGAGGAGUUGUACGAGUAAUGGGAUAUAUCUAUGAUCCGUUGUAGCGCGACGUAUUAAAGAGUGCUGAAUUGUUAACGUUUUCCUCCUCGUACGUAAACGAAUUUAUUAAAUCGCUAUGAACUAUCUGUCCGACGAAUUACUCGAAAGUCAUACGUAAACAGUGAACAAAGAGACACGAAAGAAAUUCGCCUUCCUAAAUACACGACACACUACGGACAUAUUUAUUAUUACAUCCUCUAUACGACUGUGAUGUUUCCAUUCCUUCUUAGUUUUACUAGGAAACGUAUACAAGUCUGAUUAUACGCGAAAAAAAUGUAAAUAUUCGUGAAACCAUGAGUAGCCUGGCCGAACAGUUACGAAUAACCGUUCAAAACGGGCCAGAUGAAAUUAAGAGGAUUUACGAUUAACGGUUUACGAUCGAGAUAUCGAUACGAUUAAUCGUCGAAGAGGACAGAGAAACACGAACCGAUCGCGGUAACUUGAUUGGACGGAUUUGAUCAAAUAUGUGUGUAUUCGAUGACUGGAAUGGGUAUUAUUAAGGACGACCAUCGCAUCGGAGAGAUAUGCUCGACGUUGAAGUUUUGAAGAAUGAGCAAUAACGAAACGAUCGAUCGUGAUGAAUACAGUUAUAACGAAUAUCGAAGUACGGUUUGAAAUAAUUUUCUGAAUCCGUGCAACGGAUUUAUAAGAAUUAAUUUUUUUAAUUGAGUAAUUAUGAAUGAGAUAAUUUUAACAUUGAGAUGAGUAUUCGUGUUGCUUGAGCUUUUCAUUCAAAAUGAUUCAUACAUUCCAGAAAAUAAUAUUUACUUAGUUUUAUUGCACAAAAGUCUAAAACGUUCAUCGAUGGCGAGGUGCAACUGGAGUGCUGCUUCUAAACCUAACGUCAAUGUAAAUGAUUCUAAUUAAAACUUCGUACAAUAAAGUUGUACAUUAGUAAAUAAUAUAGAAAACUACGUUACAGAAGUAUUCGUAACAUAAUUAUUCAGUGCAAGAUACAAUCAGCAUAUACUAAUAUACUAAAUAUUUUAUAGGACCAUCGACAACACUAAAACAACUUACAAACGAUCCGGUAUACUUUGAAACAGGAGUAUCCUGUGGAAUAACUUUAUAAUAUACAAUGUUUUACAUUAGUUUUUAUCGUAAUAAGAUAAAUAUACUCAAUUGCACACGUUUUAUACGAUAAGCGAAUAAAUAAUGACUAUUGAAUUGCUCUGUGGUCCGAAAUCGGGGUCUACACGCACGGACUCCUGCCGUUCCCCGUAUCAACAUACAAGGGAACGUAUCAACUACAGUAUGACGUAUUUCCAAUACGUAGAACUGAUGGAAUAUUUCCAAUACUUGGAACCCUAUAAAUAUAUCAUUUUAUUCAAUAGUAGUUCAAAUUUUCAGUGUUUUUAUUUUAAAGAUUCAUUGUUUGUUCUGCUUUCAGAAUGCGUACAGUGAAUCACUAAAAUCGCUUUCACUAUUAAAUCUUUUCCUUGUUAUUUUCAUUAUUAAAUUUGUAUUAUUAAAUUUAUAUAAAUGAACCAAUCAUCUAGAAGUCUACAAUGUGUAAAUCAUUCGAAGCGAAAACAUUCAUAAAAUACGAAUACUUUUUUUAAUUCUAUGCAACAUGUUUGCAACAAUUACGACAAAAAUUCGAAAGGUAAGUCGCUCGUUAUCGAUACGCUCGAGCUACCUUAACAAAAGUAAAACAAAAUAACAAGCCGCAAGCGAGAGCUGGCGGAUGAUAUAUGACACACAAAUUUCAACAUUGAAACUUCGCCCACGUAAUAAGCAAUCAAUAAAGAUAAAUGUUUAACGAUCGAUGCAAACGACGAUCGAGUCGCGAGGGGAAAUGCAUCGACGCCCCCACGGCGAAGCAGAAAAUCAUUAACGUCGGAGUUAACGAUAGUUCCACGGAACUUUAUCACACAAAGAUCCGCCACUUUUCCAGAAAAUUAUUUCAAACUCUAAACUGUCGAACUACAAGCCAAGCUCGUUUUCCUGAGCUUAUCGCGAAGGGUAUAACAGCAACAAUGGCGGUGUGGUUUUUACAAUUACGACGACCACCAGUCGAGAAUGCCGUCGAUAAAAUAAACCGCGCAACGAACGUACUUAAAGAAGCGCGAACGGAAAUUCCCCAGUCACUUUAGAUUCGAUUCUGAAAAUAUUUUUGCGGGGCUGAUUUAUUGCGGUUGCUUUUAUUGCAAGUCAGGUGUAAGAUAUUUCCUAGCGUAGGAAUCAGUUUUAUCACAGAUAUCUAUAAAAGCAUAGGGUUUAUUGGAAGAAUAGUUAUUAACGAAAAUUUGUUUCCCUUUACUUUUAGUAGUAAUUAUAUUUGCAGUAAAUCCAAUAAAUUUUAGGUAUCUGCCAAAAAUUGAUUGUUUACACUUGUCGGGUUUUGCCAAAAUGAUCCCUACAACAACUGUGGGAUAUUUUGCGCACUGUCCGUAGCAGUAUAUUUGACAGAUCGUCUUGACAAAAAUAUUUCAAUUUAAAGCGACUGGAUUUAAACAAAAAAUGACCAUCGUCGACGCUCGAAGACAAGAACGAUCCAGCGACGAACCGUUUAAGGAUUGAUCUCUCACGAAUUCAAUAUCAAAUUUAUGUAUCCAGCGAUACAUAAGUAUAGGUAGAGCAAUACUGUCAUUGUGUAUGUUAGACUACUGUGAAUAUUUUUUAAUAGGUUUAUAAUGCGUUGACUACUUCUCCCGAGUUUCCGAUUGAUUUAUAAAAAUGAAAGAGGAAAAAAAAAAUAUGAUAAAAAAUAGCGUGACUGUGGCAUUACGAUUUGAACGUCCCCAUGAGCGUGUGAGAAAGUGUACAAGUAUGGACUGUACGAUGUAUAUGAGCAAGUUAUAAAACUUCCGUUCGUUGUUACUUAUAUGUUGUCUAUAAGAGAUGAAGACGGCGAAAAAAAAAAACACUAUUAGGAUGUUGUACACUUAAAUCGGCACUAUGAAAUGCUUGUAUGUAAGGAUCACGUUGUAAAUACUGUUACAUUUAAUCUGUUCGAGCUGCUGUCUACUAAAUACAUUACCGUACCGUUUUAUUCCGUACCGAGGUGCACAAAUGUAACGGAGUUAACUGAAAAACGGUUGGUCGUAGCUUUCGCUCGUUUCCACCUGAGUCUAUUUUAGGCCGAAAGGAAGAUCAGUACCGAGUUAAGGAAAACACGGAGUGACUAGUAAGUAUAUGGACAGUGUCGAGACAAUGACCAAUGGCGCCCAAAAAUUUAGCAAAACGAAUGCAACUAAAAAUGAACAGUGACGAUACGUAGUUAUACGUUCGGACACUCUACAAUACUUUGUCGAGAAAGAUAGGGGAAAAGUCCACUUAACUUUUUCGUGUAGAAUUUAAUUCCCCGUAAGAUUUGUUUAAACGAUUUUUGUAUAACUUUAGAAAUGACGAAUAUGUAGUAGAGAAAUCGAAAAACUGCAAGAGGCAAUCAUUCUUCUCAAGUACAAACAGUACAUGUACACACCGUGAUCGUGAAGAUCGCCAGCUCAAAACCAACCCCGUCGAAAAAUCAUUUGAUCGGUUUAGUUUUCUCCUCGCAUGUCAUUCUUUCCAAGAGCUGAUCUUCCUUUCGUCCUACAGUAUUAAUUGUGACCUUUCGUUCCGCACUCUAUUUCGUUAUCGCAAUUACUUAAAGCGACGAACUCGUUAAUAUGAGUACGUAAAUUCGUUCGUUUCGUGUCGCGAUUAAAUGGCCCAGAUGAAAUUACGUAUCCCAAAUUAGAAGCUGCUCGGAGUCGAGGGCAGACGAUUCAAUAUACGCGAUCGCUUUUCGAACGUAGACACAGAGAAUACUUUAUUGUCGUUCUAUGCGGUAUUAAUUUGCCACGUGACACCUGGCGUUGAGUUCGCGGCGAUUAGUACGGCUCUUAUGCGUUUAAGGUGGAUCUAUGUGUACAAGGACGACUCAACUAGCUGAAUAGUUAUUAAACACUUCGAAACCUCUCGCGAUCCACGACUAAACGAGCGCUCCGUAAUGAGGCUGGAUGUUCAGGGGCGGCCUAGCAGCAAGUUCCUGAGCCAGAAAUGAUACCAAAGAGAGAAAUGAUAAAAGAAUAAAAAAAAAAAAGAAAAUAACGAGAGAGAUAAAGAAAAGGAAGAAACUUUUAUCCUUACACGCCGCGUGUCACUCAGAUCUGCGAGUUAACGAAGUCGCGCCUGGGGCGCUCCACAACACUUUGUCCUGCGGUUAAAACUACUCAAAAGCAUCGUAGUCGUGCUCCGGACAAGGCGCGGUCGUUGAUCGGAGCAACGACUACGGUAUCCGCUGGCGGCGGAUGUAUUUUCUUAUUCUGUUUUGAGGCUCUUGCCAAAUCAUCUCACGCAUAAGUUACUGAACUGUAAUGCAAUCAUCGUUACUGUCCUAAUAAAUCUUAGCAUACGAAUCCGUACGUAACACGUGGAGAUCUUUUCUUGACGAGACCGCGGGGUGAUUUCGAUUACUUCCGGUCCUGGUACUGAGACUGUCGGAAUCUUCCCGCGACAACGUUUAUUGUUAUCAGGUAACACUCCUAACCUUUAUCAACUGACACACUCAGAUUUUUAUUCUAUUUUUCAUACAUUUCAUUUCGAUAGAUCCUAAUCCAAAUAGAACCGAAGAGUUUCCGUUAAGUUUAGUAAUAAGUGAUACUCGAUUACGUGCAAUACAGAUAUAACAAAUUAACAGAGGAUUAUUUAAAAAAAAAAAAAGUAAUGAAUGAUUUAAUAAAUGCAAAUGAGCAAACAGUCACAA
Molecule: messenger RNA, 8566 nt
Organism: Hylaeus volcanicus
Lineage: Eukaryota; Metazoa; Arthropoda; Insecta; Hymenoptera; Colletidae
Gene: Sol1
Product: suppressor of lurcher protein 1
Exons: 13
Coding region: 1258-3129 (623 amino acids)
Cellular component (GO): plasma membrane
Source: RefSeq, a predicted model, not a curated record